AACCCUAAGUGCUUUCAUAUAUCGCGUACACCAGGAAGAACUCUCAUAAGUAAUCAAAACAUCAUCUUCAAGUUGAAACAUUUCCAAGUACAAUAUCCUGCUCGACAUUCAAUACCAUUUGUGAUCAAUAUGCAGUAUACCUUGCAAACGAUUAUACAUUCUUUUUUUUCUCCAAGAGGUAUUUUUACAUACGUUCCUGAAUCUUAGAAGUUCUUCGUUUAUCUAGUUCAUCAGCUUAGUGGUUUACUUACUUUGAGCUGCAUUCGUCAUAAUUUUAUGGACUCCUAAAGGCUCCUAAGUCAUUCCGGAAUUUAUGUACAUGAUGGCAGGUAUCACCCAUAGACAUGGGUUGUCAUACAGUAUUUGUUCCAUUCUGCUUGCGAUUUCUCUACUUUGUACGGCAACGGGAAGUGUUACCACUGUUACUACAAACGUGACAGGGGUGCCCUUUGAAACAGAUUUAACGACAGACUCGAUCACAUACACAACCCAUACUACGACGUCACCGAAUCAACCAAGCAACACAUACGCAACUCUCGACCAUCCAUCGACUAGUGAUUCAGCAACGGUAAAGGAGAAAUCCACCACUACCCAAUCAACAACACCAUCAGCCAAGCCAACAACUGAGCAGGCUGAUAAGGAGUCUGACCCAAGCAAAGAGACCCCCGCUCAGAAGGCAGGAUCUAUGGCGGUCGCAGGAGUAAUUCUGCUCAUCUUUGGUCUUCUUCUUGUUGCAGUCAACGGAUAUGUGUUCUUUAAAUCGAAAAAAGGGUCAUGCACUACAAAGAAGGGUAUCUUCCACGUCCUGCAGAUGUCUAGCAUUCAGAAGAACAACGAAGGUGACAACGACGACGAUGAUGACGUCGAAGAUAACUUCAAAGACGACGUUGACGUCGAGAAGAAGUCCAGCUCGUCGAGAUCAUUGGAUAAAGAAGGUACUACCGAUCAGGAAGCCGAGCCGAAGUUUGAAGUGCAUGUCAAGGUUGAGACCGACAUCGAGGGCGGUGUCGAAGAUGCCAACAAGCCAAAUGGGAAUGCUGACGUCAACGAUUCUAAUGCAGCACCAGAGGCUGAUGUCGCUGAAAAGAGCACCGACAAUGAUGUCGCUGAAAAGAGCACCGACAAUGAUGUCGAGAAGACGAAUGAAACUGUUGUCGAAGUGACCAUAGAGGGCGGGAGUGAAACUCAAACCGAUCCUUGAUCAUGUUGAUAAUAGUGUGAUAAACCUUGAGCAUGUUGAGUACUUUUCAUUUCGUAUCCCAGAAUUGCCUUUAAAAAAUGUUAAAAUUAUCGAGGAUGACUGUAAAUGCUAUUUUUCUUUCACGUUUUGUGAAAUCUGUUUUGUACAUUGGUUUCUAAGAGUUAGCUUAAAGCAUCUGGAUGUGACAUUAACUAAGUCUACUGAAAUUGUUUUAUAUAAUAAUAGGCCUAUACAAAAUCCAUGCACCCCUGCGGAAGGUGAUUUGAAUAGAGAAAAAAAAUCAGAACGGUCAGAUAAACAGAGCUACGGUAUUCUAAUAUUCUACUUAA
This is a messenger RNA of Lytechinus variegatus (green sea urchin), 1530 nucleotides long. RefSeq lists its product as uncharacterized. The record is from RefSeq and is a predicted model, not a curated record. The coding region runs from base 314 to 1201 and encodes 295 amino acids. NCBI's taxonomy places the organism in Eukaryota, Metazoa, Echinodermata, Echinoidea, Temnopleuroida, Toxopneustidae. The transcript has 4 exons.